AACUCAUUAUAAGAGUCAGUAAACCCUGUGGAAAAUGGCCUUCAAUGAUCUUACAUCGAGGACUGUGCGUCUCUACGAUAAUUGGAUCAAAGAUGCUGAUCCGAGAGUUGAAGACUGGCUCCUCAUGUCCUCGCCUCUUCCACAAACCAUCAUCCUUGGACUCUAUGUCUAUUUUGUCACUUCUCUGGGACCAAAGCUCAUGGAGAACCGAAAGCCCUUUGAACUCAAGAGAGCGAUGAUAACGUACAAUUUUUUCAUAGUACUUUUUUCUGUGUAUAUGUGUUAUGAGUUUGUGAUGUCUGGCUGGGGCACAGGUUAUUCAUUUCGAUGUGAAAUUGUUGACUAUUCACAGUCACCACCUGCUUUGAGGAUGGCACGCACCUGCUGGCUUUAUUACUUCUCCAAAUUUAUUGAGUUAUUAGAUACUAUCUUUUUUGUUCUGCGUAAGAAAAAUAAGCAAGUUACUUUCCUGCAUGUCUUCCAUCACACCAUCAUGCCAUGGACCUGGUGGUUUGGAGUCAAAUUUGCUGCAGGGGGUUUGGGGACAUUCCAUGCCUUUCUAAAUACAGCUGUACAUGUGGUCAUGUAUUCCUACUAUGGACUGUGUGCAUUGGGACCAGACUACCAGAAGUAUUUGUGGUGGAAAAAAUAUUUGACAUCAUUACAACUUGUCCAGUUUGUUAUUGUCACCAUCCACAUAGGCCAGUUCUUUUUCAUGGAAGAUUGCAAGUACCAGUUUCCAGUCUUUCUGUAUAUCAUUAUGAGCUAUGGGUGCAUCUUUUUGCUGCUCUUUCUCCAUUUCUGGUACCGUGCUUACACCAAAGGUCAAAGGCUGCCCAAAACUGUGGAAAAUGGAAUCUACAAAAACAAAGAUCACUGAAAUAUAAGCGCCGCAUCUAUGGAUCUGUGACUGAGACUGAGAUCUGAUCUUCCUUGACAAUCGACAAAUAUCUACAUGUGCAAUGCGUUUUGUGUAUUUUUCAAAACCAAGAGCUUGUAUUUUUAUGAUAAGUUAUUGAGGUUUCUGAUAUUUGAGAGCCCAAAGCUCCCAGGUAACUGAGUUUUCUGAUAAUUAGCACCCAGAGCAGCCAGAGGUUUUUCAGCUGCUUUUAAACAUAAUCUAAAGGUUUUGUUUAAUACAUUUUGUUACAGUGAAAGGAGGAUGUGAAACAGUACAGUGCUCUUCAAAGAAGUCCAGCAUAGAUGAAAAA
This is a messenger RNA of Trichechus manatus latirostris (Florida manatee), 1211 nucleotides long. It is a transcript of the gene ELOVL7, whose product is annotated as ELOVL fatty acid elongase 7. NCBI's taxonomy places the organism in Eukaryota, Metazoa, Chordata, Mammalia, Sirenia, Trichechidae. Gene Ontology annotation, cellular component: endoplasmic reticulum membrane; endoplasmic reticulum. Gene Ontology annotation, molecular function: fatty acid elongase activity. Gene Ontology annotation, biological process: sphingolipid biosynthetic process; fatty acid elongation, saturated fatty acid; fatty acid elongation, monounsaturated fatty acid. The transcript has 7 exons. The coding region runs from base 35 to 880 and encodes 281 amino acids. The record is from RefSeq and is a predicted model, not a curated record.